Molecule: messenger RNA, 2544 nt
Organism: Talaromyces atroroseus
Lineage: Eukaryota; Fungi; Ascomycota; Eurotiomycetes; Eurotiales; Trichocomaceae
Product: putative beta-glucosidase I
Exons: 4
Coding region: 1-2544 (847 amino acids)
Biological process (GO): glucan catabolic process
Molecular function (GO): beta-glucosidase activity
Source: RefSeq, a predicted model, not a curated record
AUGUCGCAGUUUGAGUUCCACGCCGAAACAUGCGAGGAGUUUUCUCAGAUCGCACAUGCAAAUAUUGAAUCAUUAUUGAAGGAAUUAGAUAUAGAUGAGAAAAUUGCUCUGUUGUCAGGCGACGACUUUUGGCAUACGGUGCCUGUGAAGCGACUAGGAAUCCCGUCUGUGCGACUAUCAGAUGGGCCAAAUGGAGUCAGAGGCACACGCUUCUUCGGAAGUAUACCUUCUGCCUGUCUACCCUGCGGAACUGCAAUCGGUGCGACAUUCGACAAAGACCUAAGCCGAAAGAUCGGAAAUCUCCUUGGAGACGAAGCGAAAGCCAAAGGAGCACACGUCGUCCUAGGACCUACAAUCAAUAUUCCGCGAGGCCCAUUAGGUGGUCGAGGCUUUGAGUCCUUUUCAGAAGAUCCUGUACUUUCCGGGGUUAUUGCUGGGCAUUAUUGCAAAGGACUGAAGGACAAAAACAUCAUAGCAACGCUGAAGCAUUUCGUGUGUAACGACCAAGAGCAUGAGCGAAUGGCAGUUAGCUCGAUUGUAACGGACAGAGCGAUGAGAGAAAUUUAUCUUUUGCCCUUCAUGAUUGCGAUUAGGCUCGGAAAGCCAGAAGCUAUCAUGACUGCAUAUAAUAAAGUGAAUGGCACACAUGCUUCGGAGAGUGUGAAAUUGCUGGGAGAUAUAUUACGAGGAGAGUGGGCUUGGGAUGGUUUAGUGAUGAGUGACUGGUUCGGAACGUACAGCACCUCAGAAGCCAUCAUGGCAGGCCUAGAUCUAGAAAUGCCCGGUCCAACAAGGUGGCGCGGUAGUGCCCUCAAUCAUGCUAUAGCAUCGAACAAAAUCUCUACAGCAGUCUUGGACAAUCGAGUCCGUCAAGUUCUGAAACUGGUGCAAAGGGCCAGUAAAUCAGGAGUCCCCGAGAAUGCUCCGGAGACUGAGCUCAACCGAGAUGAAGAUAGGGAGUUGUUGAGAAAGGUAGCCUCUGAUGCAAUUGUCCUUCUCAAAAAUGAAGGUCAUGUUCUACCGUUGAACAAAAAUCGGAGGAUAGCCGUUAUAGGACCAAAUUCCAAAAUUGCCACCUACAGCGGAGGUGGCAGCGCAACUCUGAAACCAUACGAAGCUAUCACUCCAUUCGAAGGAAUAGCAGGUUCAGCUUGUGCAGGAGUUGAUUUUGCGCAAGGAGUCUACGCCCAUCAACUUCUACCUGUAAUAGGGAAGCAACUUCGCACAGAAAACGGCCUGGUUGGGUUUUCACUCAAGUUUUUUAACGAUCCACCGGGGGCACCUAGACGAGAGCUACUUGAAGCACGGUAUGAAACGGAUUUCAGCCCUUUUUUUCUCGACUACAAUCAUCCUAAUCUUCGCGCUACUUGGUAUGCCGAUGCAGAGGGUUAUUAUACCCCCGGAGAGUCCGGUAUAUAUGAUUUCGGACUUUGUGUUCGGGGAACAGGAAAGCUUUACAUCGAUGGUAAACUGCUUAUAAACAAUGCCGACAUGCAGAAGCCAGGACCAAGUUUUCUCGGAACUGGAACCGUAGAAGAGAAAGAGUCUCUUGAACUGGUUGCAGGGCAAACAUACCGGAUUCUUGUCCAGUGGGGUAGCGAGAAGACAAGUAAGAUUAGAGUUCCUGGUGUGGUCUACUUCGGACACGGAGGUUUCAGAUUGGGCGCUGCUAAACGGAUCUCACCUGAGGAGGGGAUUGAAGCUGCCGUCAAACUAGCUUCGAAUGUUGACCAAGUCGUAAUAUGUGCUGGCUUGAGUUCUGAAUGGGAGUCAGAGGGUGAGGACCGACUCAACAUGAAAUUGCCGCCUCAUAGCGAUGAGUUGAUAUCUCGUGUUUUGGAUGCGAAUCCCAAUACAGUGAUCGUAAUUCAAAGCGGUACUCCCGUCGAGAUGCCAUGGGUUGCGAAAGCCAAGUCUGUUCUGCAAGCGUGGUACGGAGGAAACGAAUGUGGACAUGCUAUUGCAGAUAUAAUAUUCGGUGAUACUAAUCCGUCGGGAAAACUGCCGCUCACAUUCCCUCGGACGAUCAAACAAAAUCCCACAUAUCUAAACUACCGUUCUGAGGGAGGCCGAGUCUUGUAUGGAGAAGACGUAUACGUUGGCUAUCGAUACUAUGACGAGCUAGAGCUCGAGCCAUUAUUUCCCUUUGGCCAUGGUCUUUCAUAUACUACCUUUGAGCUGUCUCUGCUGGACUUGAAUAGGGAUCGUGGGAUGGAACUUGAGAUAUGUGUGUCUAUAAAGAACACGGGCUCACGGGCUGGAGCGGAGGUUAUCCAAGUAUAUGUGUCUCCCGUCUCACCACCCAUCAAACGACCAGUGAAGGAGCUUAAGGAAUUCGCCAAGAUAUAUCUUGAGGCCGGCAGUCAAGAAGAUGUCAGAUUAAACUUGGAUUUGGUUCGCGCAACAAGUUUUUGGGAUGAGAAGGCUUCCAGCUGGCGCAGUGAGGCCGAUACUUAUAGAAUAUUGGUUGGGACCAGCAGCCGUGGUAAUUUCUUGGAAAGCGAGGUUGUGCUAAAUGAGACGACCUUCUGGUCGGGCCUAUAA